Messenger RNA from Fonsecaea nubica, 1923 nucleotides. RefSeq lists its product as hypothetical. The coding region runs from base 1 to 1923 and encodes 640 amino acids. Gene Ontology annotation, molecular function: alpha-amylase activity. Gene Ontology annotation, biological process: oligosaccharide catabolic process. The record is from RefSeq and is a predicted model, not a curated record. The transcript has a single exon. NCBI's taxonomy places the organism in Eukaryota, Fungi, Ascomycota, Eurotiomycetes, Chaetothyriales, Herpotrichiellaceae.
AUGGCCGAUACAUCACAGGUUGCUUCAGCUGAGAAGACCCCUCUCCGCCGUGCCUGGUGGAAGGAAUCUUCGGUCUAUCAGAUCUAUCCCGCAUCUUUCAAAUCAGCCAACUGCACCGUGGACAAGGCUUCGGGUACUGUAAAAGGUGAUCUUCGCGGCAUCAUCUCAAAGCUGGACUACAUCGCCAGUCUUGGAGUGGAUAUUGUGUGGCUCAGUCCCAUCUUGCAGUCUCCACAAGUGGACAUGGGAUACGAUAUCUCUGACUACCAUGCCAUUUAUCCGGGAUACGGCACCAUGGAAGACCAUGAUGAGCUUAUCAAAGGGCUACACGACCGUGGCAUCAAAUACGUGAUGGAUCUAGUGGUCAAUCACACGUCUGAUCAGCACGAGUGGUUCAAGCAAUCGCGUUCCUCCAAAGACAACCCGUAUCGCGAUUGGUACAUUUGGCGGCCGCCACGCUACGACGGCGACGGCAAUCGCAUUCCACCCAACAACUGGGAAUCGGCGUUCUCUGGCUCUACCUGGACCUACGACGAAGCCACGGACGAAUACUACCUCCACCUUUUCGCAAGUGCGCAGCCCGACUUGAACUGGGAGAAUUCGGCGGUCAGAGACGCUGUUCAUUCCAUGAUGCGAUUCUGGCUAGAUCGUGGUGUGGACGGCUUCAGGAUGGAUGUCAUCAACUUCAUCUCUAAAGAGCCUGGCUUGCCGGACGGAGAAAUUACACGGCCUGGUUUCUUGCAAUCUGGUACCAAGUAUUUCGCGUGCGGUCCACGGUUGCAUGAGUACUUGCGCGAGAUCGGGGCGAUCCUCAGAGAGUAUGACGCAUUCUCGGUGGGUGAGAUGCCCGGGGUGGAAGACACCAAGGAGAUCCUCAAGGCUGUGGGACAAGAUCGCGGCGAGCUCGCAAUGGUGUUCCAAUUCGACAUUGUGGGCAUGGACGUCAAACCCGGCGGGAUCAAGUGGGAUCAUCAGGACUUUGAUCCACGGAACUUGAAGCACAUCGUGUCCAAGUGGCAGUCAUUUAUGCUCCAGAACGCAGGAUGGAACGCCGUGUUUAUGGAGAACCACGACCAAGGACGGACUGUUUCCCGGUAUUGCGACGACAGCGAUGCCUACCGGACCAAGUCAGCCAAGUUGCUGGCUGCACACAUGGGUCUUCUGUCUGGCACCAUCUUUGUGUACCAGGGCCAAGAAAUGGCCCAGAUCAAUGUGCCCGAGAACUGGGGUAUGGACGAGUACAAGGACAUCGAGGAACUCAAUCACUGGAAGACGGUGCUGAGGGACUUUCCCCACGACAAAGAGAAACAAGCCGCCUAUAGGAGACAGUAUCGGCUGAUUGGGCGUGACAAUGCCAGGACGCCAAUGCAAUGGACGUCCGAUGCAGACACCUACGCCGGUUUCCUGCCUGAUGGGGCUUCCAAGGAUGCAAAACCCUGGAUGUCCAUCCACCCGGACUUUAGAGAGUGGAAUGCCGAGGCGCAGCUGGCCGACCACGACAGCGCAUUCCAUUAUUGGCAGCGCGUACUCCAGCUCCGCAAGCGGUACAAGGACGUGUUUGUGUACGGCGAUUUCGAGAUGCUGGACUUGGACAACGAGUUUGGCACCGUGGUCGCCUAUCUGAGGACAGAAGAUUCGGCAAAAGCAGACCAUCCGGACUCAUCGGCCACGAGCGUCGAGAAGGCCAGGAAGUGCCUCGUCGUAACGAACUUCUCGGGCCAGGAGAUAUGGUGGAGUCCGCCGGCCAAGGCGGCACCAGUCUUGUUUGAUGAAGCCGGGCUGAAGAGAGGUGCUAUUCUGGACGAGUUCCGCAACUACACGCGCAAUGGGGAGAGCGCCAAUGAGGUACGAAGAGACAGUGGACAGGAUAGAAGUUGGGCGAUGUUGUUGCGGCCGUGGGAAGUUGUGGUUGCAUUGGGAUGA